This is a messenger RNA of Acanthochromis polyacanthus (spiny chromis), 1263 nucleotides long. RefSeq names its product RNA polymerase II subunit C (gene polr2c). The transcript is spliced from 9 exons. Bases 103 to 930 code for a protein of 275 amino acids. Gene Ontology annotation, molecular function: protein dimerization activity; DNA-directed RNA polymerase activity. Gene Ontology annotation, biological process: DNA-templated transcription. The record is from RefSeq and is a predicted model, not a curated record. Gene Ontology annotation, cellular component: RNA polymerase II, core complex. NCBI's taxonomy places the organism in Eukaryota, Metazoa, Chordata, Actinopteri, Pomacentridae.
AUCGGGAAACAUUUCCGUGGAAGCCUUCAAGCAUCGGCAGCGGCAUAGAGUGUCUGUUUGCGUGCAGUUUUAUGCUAGUUUUCGUCUUAUUUAGCUCCCAAAAUGCCGUAUGCGAACCAGCCGACGGUGAAAAUCACAGAACUGACAGACGAAAAUGUCAAGUUCGUCAUUGAGAACACAGAUUUGGCGGUUGCCAACUCUCUCCGUCGUGUCUUCAUGUCAGAAGUUCCCACAAUAGCAAUCGACUGGAUCCAGAUCGAUGCCAAUUCGUCAGUUUUGCACGAUGAGUUCAUCGCACACAGAGUUGGCCUCAUACCGCUCACCAGCGACGACAUCGUGGACAAAAUGCAGUAUUCAAGAGAUUGUACCUGUGAUGAUUUCUGUCCGGAGUGUUCGGUGGAGCUCACGCUGGACGUCCGAUGUACCGAAGACCAGACACGUCACGUCACAUCACGUGACCUGUUCUCCACCAACCCCAGAGUUAUCCCAGUGACUUCCAGGAACAGAGACAAUGAUCCAAAUGACUACGUAGAACAAGACGACAUUCUGCUGGUGAAGCUUCGUAAAGGUCAGGAGCUUCGACUCAGAGCUUAUGCCAAGAAAGGCUUCGGUAAGGAACACGCCAAGUGGAACCCGACAGCGGGGGUGUCCUUCGAGUACGACCCAGACAACGCAUUGAGACACACGGUCUACCCACGACCUGAGGAGUGGCCGAAGAGUGAAUACUCAGAGAUUGAAGAGGAUGAAGUUCAGGCUCCCUAUGACCCCAAUGGGAAGCCAGAAAGGUUCUAUUACAACGUGGAGUCGUGCGGCUCUCUGCGACCAGAGACCAUCGUCAUGUCGGCGCUCGCUGUCCUCAAGAAGAAGCUGAGCGACCUGCAGACCCAACUGAGCCACGAGAUCCAGAGCGACGUCCUCACCAUCAACUGAAGAGUGUUUUCUAACUGCAGGACCGUCAGUCAGAAAACAGAGCCGCUCUGUUUUUAUCUGCAUACUGGCCUCAGAUCUGUGUUCUGUAUGUAGCAUCUCUCAAUAUUACUGUUAAAAAUGAUCUGUAAUAAUGGAUUAAGUUUCAUUUAUCAUAACUAUUUUCAGUGUCUCAGUUAGGAAAAGUGUAAAAUUUUAUCAGAAGUAACUGAAACAAAAGCUGUGCCCAUGUCUGAAGGUCACUGUCUGACAGUUUGUCUGAUAAGAAUUUAACACUUAAAACUGUUAAUUAUUUUUGUUAAGUGUUCCUUUUUCAAUAAAUCUGUUUUUGAGGAA